Molecule: messenger RNA, 1260 nt
Organism: Acaulospora morrowiae
Lineage: Eukaryota; Fungi; Glomeromycota; Glomeromycetes; Diversisporales; Acaulosporaceae
Source: the annotation of a GenBank genome assembly
AUGGUAUCUUUCAGUUGUGACCAAUGUGCAGACGUGGUAAGAAAACAACAACUAGAUCAACACCGAGAGCGUUGUGGAAAUAAUACUUUCACAUGUCUCGAUUGUAGCAAAACAUUUGGGAGAAAUGAGUAUAAGGGUCAUACUAGUUGCAUUAGCGAAGUAGAAAAAUAUCAAAAGGGUGUUCUUAAGGGAAAGAAGAAACAAGAAAAAUCCACCGACAAGUCAAAGCAGAUGCCAGCGAAGCAGGAACAAAAUGUUGGAAAUAGCAAUGGGAAAGGACAAGAGGCAGCCCUUAAGAAAAAUGAAGAUGUGAGUAAUAAGAAAGACUCUGAAAAGAACCAAGCUACAAAUGAGGCACCCAACGGUUCGAAAAAGAGCAAAUCCAAGAAAAAGAAGACGAAAACAAACGGGGACAAAAAAGAAAAACCUGAAAUCAUCGACGAAAUUAUGAAACUUCAUAUGACGUUUGGAAAUAGAUUCAAUUCCGUGGUGAUUUCGAAGAAACGAAAGGCAGAAGAACCUGUCAUUGAGGAUAAGCAGUCUGGAAGUCAAGCCAAAGAUCCUGGUGUCCCAAAGGUUGAAAAUAGCAACCAAAAACAUAAGAAGAAAAAGUCAGAAUCGCAGCACUUGUCACAAUCGUCUAAUAAACAUCCAGACAAAACACAAAAUCUCGAUCAACCUAAUAGUAAAGAUAAAAACAGCAAAGAGAAGAAAGACUCUAAAUUGACAUCCGGCUCACAAGAAGAGAACAAAAAUCCUUUUUACAUUGAUUCGACUUCUGAGGAUGAGGGAACUGAAGGUCUAGGCGUUUUCAAUAAAAGUUUGAAACGCAGGAAUGAACAGCAAGCUAUCGAAUCAGACUCAACAAAAGAUAGUAAGAAACAAAAAAAGGCUGCCGAAACACAGUCUGAAAAACAAAAAACUCCAACCAUUGAAACUUCAUCUGAGAAAGAAACGAAUUCGGCGAUUGAAAAUUCAUCUGAAAAACAAAAAGCUCGGGAUGUCGAAACUUCGUCUGAAAAGGUCGAUGGUAAGAAGAAAAAGAAUGAACUGAAUUUCAAGUUUCCUGCAACCAAAAUGGUUAAGAGAAUCUUUAAAGAAGGAAAGCGUAAAGAGAUAACGCUUCAACAAUUGGAAAAAAUGGUUAUUAAUAAAUUCAUCACUAACCCAAAGAACACGUUAAGCCCUAACGAACUGGAUCAGAAAUUUAAAGAGAACAUUGUAUUCGUGUUCAAGAAUGGAAAUGUCUUAUUAAAAUGA